Messenger RNA from Scheffersomyces stipitis CBS 6054, 4641 nucleotides. Its product is annotated as lysophospholipase. Gene Ontology annotation, molecular function: phosphatidylcholine lysophospholipase A1 activity. The record is from RefSeq and is a predicted model, not a curated record. Gene Ontology annotation, biological process: lipid metabolic process. The transcript has a single exon. Bases 1 to 4641 code for a protein of 1546 amino acids. NCBI's taxonomy places the organism in Eukaryota, Fungi, Ascomycota, Pichiomycetes, Serinales, Debaryomycetaceae. Gene Ontology annotation, cellular component: endoplasmic reticulum.
AUGAAGGACUCCACAGAAGCUCUUAACUCUAUAGCGUUCGCUGUGGAUACGACUUUGUCGCUGAUUCUACCGUCUUCUUUGGCUCCUCCAUCUGCUCCGCCAGCAACGUCUCUGUUUUUAAAGUCCAUCUGGUACGCAUUCUGGUGGUUAUGGCUGAUGGUAGUUUUCAAGAUCAUGAAUAUUAUAUUGCUUUAUAUUCCCAGCAAGAUCAUGAAUGCGCUUUCAAUCAACUUCGAGAUUACAUUGAACCUUCUGUCGAUUCUUGUCGCACUCCUGGCUAUCAUUACUGUCUGUUUUCUUGUGGUAAGAUACAAAUAUCUCACUGGUUAUUCCAAAGACACGAGUGACCGGAAAACAAAAGGCAAAGUCAACCCAUCAGCAUCCAACAUCAACUUGAAGAACCAGAGCCUAGACUAUGUAGACCAGAAGAAGGGCCACCGUAGAACGACAAACUAUUUGGACGAGUUCCUCUCUGCCAUCAAAGUUUUUGGCUACUUGGAAAAGUCGGUCUUCCACGAAUUAACCAAAAAUAUGACAACCCAAAAGUUGUCACAUGACGAGAUCCUCUACCUUGAUGAAAAGCUUGGAUUCUCCAUCGUUGUAGAAGGAGUAAUGCAGGUUUAUACUAGAAUCACCGAGAACUCCAAUGUAAGCGGCGGCUUUGAUCCGGACGACGACAACGAGCUCAACUACGAAAAGGACGAUGUGCUAAUAAUCGGAAAUCAACGCUACCAGUUACUAAAUGAAGUCAAAAGUGGUGCUCCCUUGAGUUCUUUGGUAAGUGUUCUAGACUUGUUGAAACCGGUAGAUAGUGAAGAUUCAACUUCAGAUAUGCUUCAUUCAUUUAAUAUUUCUGACGAUGACAACAUCUCCAAGAUUCCAGAGAUCUCACCCAUCUCUCUUCCAUUUCAAGGAAUUCAUGCCGGCGCGAAAGAUGAUUCAGUGCCUCCUUCUCCCAUCAUCAGGCCUUCUAAAACGAAGCAGCUCUAUCCAGAAAUAGUUGCCAGACCCAAAAGUCGGCCGCACAAAGAACACACCGGCCAUCAUCUUCAUCAUGUUCACCAUUCAGGUGCCACCAUUGCAAUCAUACCGUAUCUGGCUUUUCAGAGGGUACAAUCCAAGUAUCCGAAAGCCACCUCUCACAUCGUCACCAUGGUUCUAGCCAGAUUGUACAAGGUUACAUUCAACACUAUUCACGACUAUUUGGGUCUAACCAAAGAGAUCAUGGAGAGUGAGGUAAAAUUGAACACUACUAGUAGUGUCAGGGGUGCUAACUUGCCAGGAUACUUAUUUGAUGGUCUUCUUGAUAAGAUAUAUGGUGCCAACGGAAUUAAUGAAGCAAGCCUUUCCAGAAAGUCAGACUUCCAAAGAGCACUGUCUGUAAAUCUCAACAAACAGAAGACUACUUUAUGCGACGCUAAGUCUUCGAGGUAUGUUCUUCUAGAUUCCCGGUUGAAAUCGACUCACCCAGGAGACUUGUUGUCGUCUGUGCCAUUGUCUAGAAGAUCAGACUAUUACCAAACACACAGCCAUCCUCUUUCUGCAGACGAUCCUUUAGUUAGGUCUGCAUUCCCAAGUUCAAAGACAUUAUCAUCACUUUCAUCACCAACUUCCAACUUAAAGAGAGCCAGUUCAAACCUAAAAUUUGAGAAUAUUCGUGACAGAUCAUUCUCUGACGACCGUGAAGAAACGGAAGAAACGUCGCUCAGAAUAGCUGUUGUCGAGAGCAUCUUCAAAAUUUUGGGUAUUAGCGAGAAGAGCACAGCGAUGAGGAAUCUUUCCAGUUUCAAUUCAGGAAGGUCUUCUGUUUCUUCUUCAAUUGUAGGCUUGUCCAACCUUAUGAGCGCCGAUGACAAAUUCGAUACCAAUGCAGCACGGGUAAGGUUUGAUUCGUAUAAUGGAUUCUCUUCCACAGCCACUUCAAUCAGUAGAAGCUCCACACCCAUCAAAUUUUACAAUACCAUUAACCAAAACCAAUUGCACAACCAUCACAUGGGUGACUCUGUCAGUGGGAUCAACAUCUCCACAUUAAGUAGACAACAUCAAGCAAACCGAAACUCUUCUCCAACAGAGUUCAACUUUGCCAACGUCAAGAGUGACUUCGCCAAAUGUUUGGAAAUCAAAUCAUAUGGUCCAAAUACGACUAUCGUAGAACAGGGAUCGUUUAAUUCCGGCUUGUAUUAUGUCAUUGAUGGCUCAUUGGAUGUGUUGUAUCGUCCAAGUAACCAUGGUGAACCCAGUUCAAACCGUGAAGACAAUUUGAAAAAGCUCUAUUCAGUGAAGAGUGGAGGUGUAGCUGGCUAUUUAUCCUCUGUUGUAGGCUUUAGAUCGCUAGUGACAAUAAGAACUUCUAAGAAAAGAGGAGUUAUCGUUGCACAUAUAUCCAAGUCAGACUACUCCAAGCUAAUGGAUAGGUACUAUUUCUUGCAAUUGCCAGUUGCUACCAAGUUGAAGAAGUUGUUAUCACCACAGAUUCUAACCAUUGACUACGCCUUAGAAUGGUGUCAUAUUCCUGCUGGAGGCGUCUUGUGCUCACAGGGGGAUUUAGCCAAUGGAUUUCAUAUAGUACUUAGUGGCAGAUUCAGAGUGGUCAGAAACAAGAGUGACAGGUAUCAAGGUAACACUUCAGAUGAUGAUAUUCUUGGAUUUUCUGAUACUUCUAUGGAUUGUAGCCCCAGUAGUGACAUAAAUAACGAGGACCUUGAGGUGUUGGGUGAAUAUGGCCAUGGUGAAUCUAUUGGAGAAGUUGAGGUAUUGACAGCUUCUAGAAGAACCAACUCAUUGAUUGCAGUUAGGGAUUCAGAGACAGCCAGAAUUCCUAGAACUCUUUUUGAGAUGCUUUCAUUGCUGAAUCCUUCCAUUAUGGUGAAGGUUUCCAGAAUUGUAGCCAGUAAAGUUGUUUAUAAGGAUGUGCUUGACCAGUCGUCUCGCAAUUCUACACUCAUUCCAUCUUCCACAGCCUCUCAUAUCUCCAAUGACUACAAAACAAUUACAAUAUUGCCUACAGUAAGUGGCCUACCAGUCAGAGAGUUUGCUGAUAAGUUGGUUUCUGCAUUGAAAGCGAUUGGCAGGAAUGUCAUUGCUUUGGAUCAGGCUUCUACAUUGACCCACCUAGGCAGACAUGCCUUUGAUGAGCGUUUGGCACAGUUGAAAUUGUCUGGUUACUUUGCCUAUUUAGAAGAAGAGUAUGAAACCAUCGUCUAUAUCUGUGAUACGCCCUUGAAGUCAAACUGGACUUCCACGUGUAUUUCUCAGGGAGAUUGUAUCUUGUUACUUGCCGAUGCAGAGGACGAUGUAGUAGCCACUGGUAUUGGGGACUACGAGCGCUUGUUAAUUAACUUGAAAACGAUGGCUAGGACGGAUUUGUGCUUGCUUCACCCAGAGAAAUACGUUGAGCCUGGCUCCACAAGUAUCUGGUUGAAGAAUCGAAUUUGGGUCCAAGGUCACCAUCAUAUUGAAAUGGAAAUCAUCCGUAAAAAAGACGAAAAUUCUGUGAAAAAGAGACCAAAUAUUAUCAGUGAAUUGGCGUCUAAGAUAGGGAGCAAGACGAAUCCCAGUAUUAAGUCUACUCUUGAAGAUGUGAGACUUAAAGCAAUUUCUUCCUUUGUGAAGUUGAACACUAGUUUUGUACAUUCUGAUAGAUAUAAGGCUGUGCAACCACAUAAAAACGAUUUUCUUCGUUUGGCUAGAAUUCUCUCCAAUGAAGCUGUUGGAUUGGUUCUUGGUGGCGGUGGAUCUCGUGGAAUAUCCCAUGUUGGUAUAGUGACCGCAUUAGAAAGACAUGGCAUCCCUGUGGAUUUGAUAGGCGGAACUUCUAUAGGUUCCCUUGUAGGUGGGCUCUAUGCCAAAGACUACAACAUAGUGUCAAUCUAUGGUAGAGCAAAAAAGUUUUCUAAAAGAGUUGCUUCGUUGUGGAGGUCUGUAUUCGAUUUAACAUAUCCAGUAACGUCAUACAUCACUGGGUACGAGUUCAACAGAGGAAUUUGGAAAAUCUUUGGGUUUACGGAAAUUGAAGAUUUCUGGAUCAGAUAUUUUUGUAACACUACCAACAUCACCAACUCUACAAUGGAUAUCCAUGAAAGUGGUUAUCUGUGGAGAUUCAUUAGAGCAUCGAUGUCGUUAGCGGGUCUUUUACCUCCAAUUGCCUUUCAAGGUUGCAUGCUAUUGGAUGGCGGUUACUUGGAUAACUUGCCUGUCAGUGAGAUGAAGAAGAAAGGUGCCAAAUACAUCAUUGCGGUUGAUGUAGGCUCUGCUGAUGACAGAACACCCAUGAAUUAUGGUGAUACAUUGUCUGGAUUCUGGGUGUUAUUCAAUCGUUGGAACCCAUUUUCUAAGCAUCCUAAUGUUCCCAACAUGAUGGAUAUUCAAAUGAGAUUGGCCUAUGUAGCAAGUGUCAACGCAUUAGAGGCUGCGAAAAAGACCAAUGGGGUGAUUUACUUGAGACCUCCUAUUGAUAACUACGCCACGUUGGAUUUUGCCAAAUUCGACGAGAUUUACCAUGUCGGCUUAAAUUACGCAGACAAACUCUUUUCUAGCUGGUCUAAGAAUGGCAAACUUCCAGCAAUAGCAGGCAUGGUGGAUAAGGCGAAGAUCAAAAGUGGAGAUGACAAGAAAGUGUUAUACAGACGGAACUCUAUCUGA